Molecule: messenger RNA, 1920 nt
Organism: Brettanomyces nanus
Lineage: Eukaryota; Fungi; Ascomycota; Pichiomycetes; Pichiales; Pichiaceae
Exons: 1
Coding region: 1-1920 (639 amino acids)
Biological process (GO): regulation of mitochondrion organization; small GTPase-mediated signal transduction; mitochondrion organization
Cellular component (GO): mitochondrial outer membrane
Molecular function (GO): GTPase activity; GTP binding; calcium ion binding
Source: RefSeq, a predicted model, not a curated record
AUGGACAGCAUCAGAGUUGUCGUAUGCGGCGAUGAAGGCGUAGGUAAAUCUAGUCUCAUCGCAUCACUCAUUAAAGAAAAAUUCGUUCCAAACAUUCAACACGUGAUUCCAGAAUUGGUUAUCCCUAGAGACUUCUCCAACAGCUCUCACUCUCCAAACUUCACCAUUCUUAUAGACACCACUCCUUCCGACAUAUUCUCUUUUCAAUAUGAGGUUAGGAAGGCCGAUGUCAUUUGGUUGGUCUAUUCCGAUCAUUAUACCUAUGAACGAAUCUCUCUAUAUUGGAUUCCUACUUUCAGAUCUAUGGGUGUUAACCUACCUAUUGUUUUAUGCGACAAUAUGAUUGAUCUUGACAAGACGGUAGAAUCAGACACCAUACUCAAUGAAGAGUUUAUUCCCCUUCUACGAGAGUUUAAGGAGAUCGAGGCAUGUAUUCGGUGCAGUGCCAAGGAAAAUUACAACGUUAAUCAGGCAUUUUAUCUAUGCCAGAGGUCUGUAACUCAUCCUAUUGCUCCUUUAUACGACUAUAAAGAUAGCAGUUUGAAACCUUUGGCUGUAGAUGCUUUAAAGAGAGUCUUUUAUCUUUGUGAUCGCGAUCAGGAUGGAUAUCUCAAUGAUAACGAACUUCUUCAAUUACAGGAGAAGGGCUUUCAUAAAACCAUGGAUAUCAACGAGCUAUCGCUGAUUAAAUCCACUCUUGAUACUUCUCUUUUUGGUUCUGCUGGUGAGAAAGGUAUUACGGAACAAGGAUUUUUAGCAUUAAACAAGUUGUACGUCGAAACAGGACGUCAUGAGACCAUCUGGGGUAUAUUGAGAGCGUUUCAUUACACCGAUUCGUUGUCCAUCGAGGACAACGUUCUUUAUCCGAAGAUGGAUGUUUGGCCCAAUUCUAGUGUAGAACUAUCCCCUAAAGGUUAUCAGUUUCUUGUGGAUUUGUUUUUAUUGUUCGAUAAGGAUAACGAUGGAGGCUUGAAUGAGGAAGAACUUACUAAGAUGUUUUACCCAACGCCGGGAAUUCCUCCAUCAUGGAAGGAGUCUGGUUUUCCAAGAAGCGUGGUCUGUAAUGAACAAGGAGACGUUACAUUACAAGGCUGGUUGUCUCAAUGGGUUAUGACCACGUUUCUUGAUUGUAGAACGGUACUCGAAUACCUUGGAUAUUUCGGUUAUGGCGAUUCUUUAGAUGGAAGCAGUCGUAAGGAUGAACCUACAACUUCUGCAUUAAGAAUCACUCGCCAAAGAAAGAUGCGAAAACACAACGGCAAAUCCUAUAGAUCUACGGUUGCUGAUAGAACUGUGUUCAAUUGUUUUAUAUUGGGGGCUAGAGGUUGUGGGAAAACAUCAUUACUUGAAUCAUUUCUCAGUCGUCAGUAUAGUCCUACAUAUUCGCCCACAAUUCAGCCUGUCAUUGCUGUGAACAACGUUGAAUUGAAAGGAGGUAAGCAAUGCUACCUUAUAAUGCAGGAAUUGGGUGAAUUGGAGAGUGCUAUUUUGGAGAACAAGACAAAACUUGAAACAUGUGAUGUUCUCUGCCUUGCAUAUGAUUCUAGCGAUCCGGAAUCGUUUCAAUACCUCAUCGAUCUACGUUCAAAGUACCCGGAACUGGACGAAGUACCUGUGGUAUACGUCGCAUUGAAGGCUGAUCUCGAUAGACAACAGCAAAGAGCAGAUCAACAACCUGAACCUUACACUAGAUCACUUAAUCUGCCUCCUCCAUUACAUAUCUCGUCUAGCUGGAUCUCUUCGUUAAGCGAACUUCUUAGCCAGUUAGUAGAGGCUGCGGCUACUCCUAAACUGGCGACCCCUGGAUUGGAUCCCGAGAAGGAUACAGAGUCGCUGAUCAAUCCAUUUACCAUUGGAUGUACUGCCGUUGGCUGCAUGAUGCUAGUAUCUACAUGGUACUUAAAAGGCUGGAGGAGGUGA